This is a messenger RNA of Cricetulus griseus (Chinese hamster), 674 nucleotides long. NCBI's taxonomy places the organism in Eukaryota, Metazoa, Chordata, Mammalia, Rodentia, Cricetidae. The record is from RefSeq and is a predicted model, not a curated record.
GCUGUAAUUCAAAAUCCAUUCAGCAAUGGUGGCAGCCCGGCCGCAGAAGCUGUCAGCGGGGAGGCACGGUUUGCAUAUUUCCCAGCAUCCAGUGUGGGAGAUACCACGGCUGUGUCUGUGCAGACCACAGACCAGAGCCUGCAGGCCGGAGGCCAGUUCUAUGUCAUGAUGACACCCCAGGAUGUACUUCAGACAGGGACACAGAGGACAAUUGCACCCCGGACACACCCCUAUUCUCCAAAAAUCGAUGGAACCAGGACUCCUCGAGAUGAGAGAAGAAGAGCUCAGCACAAUGAAGUGGAGCGGAGACGGAGGGACAAGAUUAACAACUGGAUUGUCCAGCUUUCAAAAAUCAUUCCAGAUUGUCACGCAGACAACAGCAAGACAGGAGCGAGUAAAGGGGGCAUCCUGUCCAAGGCCUGUGACUAUAUCCGGGAACUACGCCAGACCAACCAGCGACUGCAGGAGACCUUCAAGGAGGCCGAGCGGCUGCGCAGGGAGGCCACGUCCCCCCCCCCUCUCGUUUCUGGAUCCCUGCUCCCCUCUGGGUGUGUGGGUGUGUGUGUGUGUAUGCGCGUGCGUGUGUGUUUAAUUUUCUUUAUGGAAAAAUGGACAAAAAAUAGAGAGAGAGGUAUUUAACUGCAAUAAACUGGCCAGUGUGGCCCCGCCUUGUC